Letharia columbiana is the source of this 1311-nucleotide messenger RNA. RefSeq lists its product as uncharacterized. Lineage: Eukaryota; Fungi; Ascomycota; Lecanoromycetes; Lecanorales; Parmeliaceae. The record is from RefSeq and is a predicted model, not a curated record. Gene Ontology annotation, molecular function: transmembrane transporter activity. Gene Ontology annotation, cellular component: fungal-type vacuole membrane. The transcript is spliced from 5 exons. The coding region runs from base 1 to 1311 and encodes 436 amino acids. Gene Ontology annotation, biological process: transmembrane transport.
AUGUCAAAGCCUCAGGAUAUUACCUUCACGGAACCCUCAACCCCCGUCGAAGCCAAUCACAGUGCGCGGCGGAUAUUAAAAGACCGCGACAACAUCCUUCAUGCCUCCCAAUACGCUGACUCCACAGCCCCGGAAGGUGGUUAUGGUUGGGCAGUCGUCUUUGCCUGCUUUUCCAUAUCUUUCUGGAUUGUAGGCACUGUCUACAGCUGGGGUGUCAUGCAAGCUGCUCUGUUCAAGCAGGGUCUUUCUUCUCCCCCAACCCUCUCCUGGAUUGGGUCUUUGGACUUCGCAUGCAUAGCCUUUCUUGCUCUUGUCAAUGCGCGAGUGAUACGAUUGCUUGGAGCGAGGGGUACUGCGCUCCUAGGGAUCUCCAUGUUGGCAUUGGGGGAGAUACUGAGUGGGUUUCUGACACACAAUGUGGGCGGAUUGUUCGUCACCGCUGGCGUGGUGUCCGGGAUUGGGACAAGCCUCUGCUUCAUGGUCAUCAACGUAACCCCGGCACAGUACUUCCACAAGAAGCGCGGCCUCGCCAACGGUAUUGUCUGCGCCGGCGGCGGCCUUGGAGGUCUACCGGCAGCUUGGCUCAUCAAAGAGCGAUGCCCAAUACGAUCGGCAACCUUCAUCGAAUGGAAACUCUUCCGUGACUUCAAAUUCGUCACCAUCUUCCUAGUCGGCGUCGUUGCCACCUUCCCCCUCCUCGUUCCACCCUUCUUCAUCCCCCUCUACAGCGCCUCCCUCGGCCUCUCAUCCAGCACCGGUGCCGCUCUGGUAGCAGGCUUCAACAUCUCCUCCGGGGUCGGCCGCCUCAGUUCUGGUCUCGCUGCCGACGCCUUAGGACCUCUGAACACGCUUUUCAUAGGCCUGUUCCUAACAACCGUCAGCAUGUUCGUGAUCUGGCCCGUCUCGGAUUCGCUAGGGCCUCUGGUCGUCUUCGUGAUCAUCAACGGUGCUGCCAACGGAGCAUUCUUCGCUACGAUGCCGACGGUCGUCGGGACGGUGUUUGGCUCGCAGAGGGUCUCGGUUGCUAUGGGCAUGGUUGUGACGGGUUGGGCUGGCGGUUACUUGAUGGUACGAGCCUACUUACCUCCCAUGAGUGAAGAACGGCCUGAGAGUGAUAGAGCAAUGCUGAUUGACUCGCUGCAGGGCGCCCCGAUCGCUGGGUAUCUGCUCGAAGCCCACGGCGGAGAAAAGAGCACGCUGGCGGCAUACCAUCCAGCUAUGUUCUGGGCCGGAUCUCUCGCUGUGCUAGCGAUGGCAUUGGUGGCGAUGGUGAGACUGUAUGUCAACAAGGAUAUCAUGAGGAGGGUUUGA